GGAGAAAUUCGGGUCAGUGAUUCUGCGCGGAGUCGAAAGCGGUGCUGCGAAUUCAGCGGCUGCUCCGAGCGAGGCGGACAAUUUCUUAGAGGUGUUUCCAAGUAGCCAGACCAUGGAAACAAUGCAAGAGCUGAUCCCCUUUGCGAAAGAGAUGCUGAGCCAAAAGCCCAAUGGGAAGAUGGUCAAGCUGUACAUGCUGGGGAGCAUGCUGGCAUUCUUUGGGGUGGUUAUUGGCCUGGUGGAGACUGUCUGCAGCCCUUUCACCUCUGAGGGGAGGCUGGAGGAAGAGGAGGAGGAAGAGGAGGAGGAGAAAAAGAAAAGGCCUGUUCUGCCACUGACAAAAAGAGAGCAGGAGGUGGCGAUUGUGCCUCAGAAACAGGAGAAUGUGAUACAGGAAAAAGGCAAACAGGUGCUGGCUUUGAGGAAUUCCGUGAACAGGCAACAUGCCUCAUAGGAAGACUGUUCUUUGCAAUAAUGAGAAGAUGGUGAACUGCAGCUCAUAGGACAUUUGUCCCAUCUUAAGGGGCAGAUUCCCAAAAGUGAGAGAACAUCUGCUCUGUAUGAAAGACUGCAGUCCAAAAAGACUCUGUAUAAACAAAGUUUUAUUUUGCUGCUGUGCAGCAGUUGAACAACACUGCCAUUUAAAGUCUUACAUACCUGUUCUUUUGGUAUGAAAAUGCAAAACUCUGUUGCAUCUUAUACAUGCCUAUGUGGGCUUUAUUUUUUACCAAUGUCUAUAUAUGUGUUUUACAAAUAUUUUGCAUUUUAAAUAAACCAUUUUAUACCUGACACUAACA
Molecule: messenger RNA, 797 nt
Organism: Python bivittatus (Burmese python)
Lineage: Eukaryota; Metazoa; Chordata; Lepidosauria; Squamata; Pythonidae
Gene: G0S2
Product: G0/G1 switch 2
Biological process (GO): positive regulation of extrinsic apoptotic signaling pathway
Cellular component (GO): mitochondrion
Source: RefSeq, a predicted model, not a curated record